This is a messenger RNA of Cooperia oncophora, 195 nucleotides long. The record is from the annotation of a GenBank genome assembly. Lineage: Eukaryota; Metazoa; Nematoda; Chromadorea; Rhabditida; Trichostrongylidae.
AUGACCGGUCGUCAAGGCGGUAAAGCGAAGCCUCUGAAGCAGCCGAAAUCUGCCAAGAAGGAGGAAGAUGAGCAUGACAUUGAAUUCAAAAAGAAACAGCUAGAGGAGAAGAAGAAGUUGGCUGAAAUAGCUGCAAAAGCUGCUCAAAAAGGACCACUGGUGCAAGGAGGUAUCAAGAAAUCAGGAAAGAAGUGA